Molecule: messenger RNA, 2157 nt
Organism: Microthlaspi erraticum
Lineage: Eukaryota; Viridiplantae; Streptophyta; Magnoliopsida; Brassicales; Brassicaceae
Source: the annotation of a GenBank genome assembly
AUGGGGGUUUCAAUUCAGUAUGUGAUGAUUGAUAUAAAGGCUGUUACUUGGUCAAACAUAAGUCAAGAUGGCCGAAUUGGUCUAAUUCGCCAGUUUCAGUUAAUAUCUUGGCCUUUUGCUCUUCCCCAAGUUUUCGCAUUAAAUUCGUCGGAUUCCUCAGUCCUCUCGUCACUCUCUCUACUCUUCUCUUCAUCAAUCCUCAGCUUCAUCGCCGCUUUUCCCUUCUUCCCCGUUUCACGUAAAGCAGAAGGUAGGAUGAGUCAUUCAUCGGAUGAAGAGUCUGAGAUCAGCGACUCAGAGAUUGAGGAGUAUUCUGAAAAACCGUACCUGCAAUUACAGAACGGGGAAUACAAAGUCAAGGUGAACGGAACGCUGAGAUGCCCGUUUUGUGCAGGCAAGAAGAAGCAAGCUUAUAAGUACAAGGAGCUAAACGCACAUGCUAUUGGGGUUUCCAAAGGAUCUGCAACCAGAAGUGCUAAACAGAAGGCUAAUCAUCUCGCCUUGGCAAAGUAUUUGGAGAACGACCUUGCUGGUGAAGCGGAGCCUCUUCCACGCCCUCCAGUUCCUUGUGUAAACAAGCCGGAAGCCAAACUGGCGGACAUUUAUGUCUGGCCAUGGAUGGGGAUCGUCAUGAAUCCUUUGAAAGAAACUGAUGACAAGGAAGUUCUACUUGAUUCUGCUUAUUGGAUGAAGAGGCUUUCUAGGUUCAAGCCUGUUGAGGUGAAUGCCUUUUUGGUCGAACAAGAUUCCGCUGUUGGGGUUAUUGCUAAGUUUAACAGCGACUGGAGAGGGUUUGCGAGUGCAACAGAGCUUGAGAAGGAAUUUGAGAACCAAGGUUGCAGCAAAAGGGAGUGGAAAGAAAAGAGAGGAGAUUCAGAGCUAAAGGCCUUCGGUUGGUGCGCGCGUGAAGAAGACUUUAACUCUGGAGGGCCAAUAGGGGAGUACCUCUCCAAGGAGGGAAAGCUGAGAACUGUUUCUGAUAUAUCUGAAGAAAAAAACCAGGAUAGAAACAGUGUCCUGGACGAACUUUCAAACACCAUAGCUCUGACAAAUGAAGAUCUGAACAAGGUUCAAUACAGCUACAACAGGACGGAAAUGUCACUGCAGAGGGUCCUAAACGAGAAAAAGACCUUGCACGAAGCUUAUGCAGACGAAACAAAGAAGAUGCAGCAAAUGUCGCUUCGUCAUAUCCAGGGGAUCCUGUUAGAAAAGCAGAGGCUAAGCGAUGAACUGGAGCAUAAGAUAGCCGAGCUGCGGGAGAGGUCCAAAAAGUUGGACAAGAGGGAGGCACUAACUGAAAUGGAGAGACAGAAGCUUGAUGAAGACAAGCAAAAGAGUGAUGCCAUGAACACCUCCCUCCAGCUAGCCACCCGUGAACAGAAAAAGGCUGACGAGAGCGUGUUGAGACUUGUAGAAGAGCAUAAGAGGCAAAAAGAAGAAGCUUUAGGCAAGAUCCUUCAGCUUGAGACGCAGCUAGACACCAAACAGACUUUGGAAAUGGAGAUUCAAGAGCUAAAAGGCAAAUUGCAAGUGAUGAAGCACUUGGGAGAUGAUGAUGAUGAGGCGGUCAAGCAGAAAAUGAAGGAGAUGAAUGACGAGCUGGAGGACAAGAAAUCUGAGUUAGAAGAGCUAGAGCAGAUGAACUCAGUCCUGAUGACAAAAGAACGUCAAAGCAAUGAUGAAAUACAAGCAGCCCGGAAAAAAAUGAUUGCGGGCUUGACAGUAUUGAUCGGUACGGAAACCGAUAUCGGGGUCAAAAGGAUGGGAGAACUCGAUGAGAAGCCCUUCCUGAAUGUUUGCAAGAAGAGAUAUUCUGCAGACGAAGCUGCGGUUGAAGCUGCCACCCUUUGCUCUAAAUGGCAGAAUAACGUCAAUGAUUCAAAGUGGCAUCCGUUCAAACUUGAAGGAACCGGGGACAAAGCAAAGGAAGUGGUAGACGAAGAGGAUGGCCAGCUGAAGAAGCUUAGAGGAGAGUGGGGAGCAGAGGUGCACAACGCUGUUAAAACAGCUCUGGAGGAGAUAAAUGAAUAUAAUGGAAGUGGUCGCUACACUGUCCCAGAACUUUGGAACUUCAAAGUAGGAAGGAAAGCAACAUUAAAGGAAGCGAUUACUUUCAUAUCCAAGGACAUGAAAACUGUGAAACGUAAACGAACCUGA